AUGGAGGCAAAAGAAGCCGAGGCGAUGGUGAAAGGGCAGGUAGCUAUAUGGCGGUACCUGUUCGGAUUUGCGGACUCGAUGGUUCUCAAAUGCGCCGUGGAGCUCCGCAUAGCAGAUAUUAUAAACUCCUACGGCCAGCCAAUCACACUGCAAAAGAUCGCCUCUUCCAUCAGUAGAUCCUCGUCCCUAGACAUUCCGUCCCUUGCUCGAAUCAUGAGGCUGCUCGUCCGCCGAGACAUCUUUGCCUCCUAUCAACCAUCGGAAGGCGGAGAGACACUCUACGGGCUCACAUAUGCGUCGAGGUGGCUGGUGACUGGGUUCGAGUCGAACCUCGCGUCCAUGGUCAUGAUGCAGAGCCACCCUCUCCUAUUGGCUACGUGGGAUUGCAUCGGUCAAUGUAUCAGAGAAGGAGAAAUGCCGUUUAAGAAGGCGCACGGGGUAGAGAUGUGGGAGAUGGCAUCGAAGAACCCUUCCUUUAACAAGUUGUUCAACGAUGCGAUGGAAUGUAACACCAAGACCGUUAUGCAGGCGAUCCUGGGAGCCUACAAGGACGGGUUUGAGUUCGUCGGUACGAUUGUGGACAUGGGUGGUGGGACCGGUGGGAUGAUUGCCGAGAUUGUGAAGGCCAACCCCGACGUUCGAGGGAUCAACUUCGACCUGCCACAUGUUGUGGCCACGGCACCGGCUUACCCAGGAGUUGAGCAUGUCGGCGGCAGCAUGUUUGAGUCCGUUCCUGCUGGGGAUGCUAUAGUCCUGAAGUACGUGUUGCACACUUGGGGAGACGAAGACUGCGUGAAGAUCCUGAAGAACUGCAGGAAGGCAAUACCCGAGACACUGGGGAAGCUGAUCAUAGUAGAAUUGGUUCUACAGCCGGAAGGAAAUGGGCCCUUCGACGAUAUAGCCGCGAUAUUCGACGUGAUGAUGUUUGCACACCAACCGGGCGGGAAGGAGAGGACCGAGCUCGAGUGGAAGAACCUUUUGGCAGAAGGAGGCUUCCCUCGUUACAACAUCAUCAAGAUCCCCUCUCUUCCCUCGAUAAUUGAAGCCUACCCCAAUUAAUCUGCUUUGUUUAAUCAGUUCAUUCAGCAUUUUAUGAGUUCAAUGGUGAAUGUCGCACGUUCCUAAAAAUUAAUAAGGGUGCACUACAGUGAUGCACGCUCUCGCCUACCAACCGAGAUAUUAGAGGUUUGAUUCUCGUGAUGGGACUAUCGUAUCCCUGCAUUAACAGUUAUGAUUUCUAUUUUGUUGUAUUACCGAAAAAGGAAAAAUGAUAUUACAGUUGGA
Messenger RNA from Punica granatum (pomegranate), 1284 nucleotides. The record is from RefSeq and is a predicted model, not a curated record. NCBI's taxonomy places the organism in Eukaryota, Viridiplantae, Streptophyta, Magnoliopsida, Myrtales, Lythraceae.